Molecule: messenger RNA, 873 nt
Organism: Penicillium subrubescens
Lineage: Eukaryota; Fungi; Ascomycota; Eurotiomycetes; Eurotiales; Aspergillaceae
Product: SDR family oxidoreductase
Exons: 3
Coding region: 1-873 (290 amino acids)
Source: RefSeq, a predicted model, not a curated record
AUGGCUAAACAAUUGACCUGGCUUGUUACUGGCUGCUCUUCCGGCCUGGGGGAGGCUAUGGUCAGGGCUAUCCUAGCAAAGGGGGACAAAGUAAUUGCCACUGCUCGUGCGAGUCAAGGCAUUAGCGGUUCUGAACGUCUGUCCGCACUAAAGGAAGCUGGUGCUGCAGCGCUCGAGUUAGAUGUCACAUCUCCCCAAGAGCAAUUAGAUGAGUUAGCCAAGACAGCAUGGGGAGUAUAUGGGCACAUCGACGUCCUGGUCAACAACGCUGGCUACAUUGAGAACGGAAUUCUAGAAGAAAUGAGCGAGGAACUUGUCACACGCUCCCUUCGCGCGAAUGCCCUUGGGCCUAUCAACUUGACUAGGUCUUUUCUCCCCAUGAUGCGUGCCCGCAAGACGGGGACUCUUCUCUUUGUCGGCUCAGUGAGCGUAUAUUAUACGAUGCCGUCCACUUCCAGUUACAUUGGAUCCAAAGCUCUCCUUGAGGGGCUUGCAACCAACCUUGCAGUUGAGGUUGCUCCAUUUGGACUUCGCACUUCGAUUCUUACGUUCGGUCAUUUCCGAACUGACAUCUUGUGCCCAAGCAACCUACACGCCCGUGCACCAAACAAGCUGUCCGACUAUGUAGAGGCGAACAAUGAGGUGCGAGAACGUAUCAAAAACGCUCAUGGAACCUGGCCAGGAGACGCAAGAAAGGGAUGUGACCUCGUGGUGGAUGCGGUUAGGGGCGAGGGAAGAUGUGCCGGUAAAGAUCUUCCUUUGCGCUUGCCUAUUGGAUCCGACACGUUCGGAAUCAUGCGCGAGGACCUCCAGAAGAGGCUACAGGUCUGUGAUGAGUGGGAGAAUAUCAUGUCCAAGACAGACUGUGAAUAG